CCAGAGCCCUAACCCAGCUUCCACCCGCUGGUCGAUCACUCUGCGACCAAGGAGAAACGUGGAGCGUGCCGUGCCGUGCGACGGAGGAGCUGUCAACGACGGAUGUUUCGACGGCGACGUACCCAUUGAAAGGCUGCGCCAUUUAAAGGCGUCAUUCGAAGAGAAGCAAGUAAGUUUAGCCUAGAAGAAGAAGAAAGAAGAAAAGAGUCAUGGCAGGCAAAGCUGCUGGUUCAGUGACGAAGGCUGUAGGUGGAUAUCAGUAUCCAUGGCGUGAGAAGUUGGUAAAGUAUAGGGAUGAACUUGCCAAAGGUGUCUGGGGAUACUGGGAGCUCGGAGCAUGGAAACCGCUUGGUAUUAGUGCUCGCCGUAGGGCUCGGUUGCGCAAGGAAGUGCUUCUUGCUGGGGAAGAUUGGCCAUAUGAUCCGGAGAGGAAGGAGAUGAAAACCAGAAGGAAAGGACAUAAAUGUGACAGGAUAGCUGCAGAAAAAAGGGAGAACACUGCAAGAUUGAUGGAGAAGAUGCCAGACAUGUUGCUGGAUUACAAGAAGCGCAGGUGGGAGAAGAAGAUGAAGGAAGAAGACAAAGGCAAAUAGUAAAGCGCAGGUGGGAGAAGAAUAUGAAGGAAGAAGACAGAGGCAAAUAGUAACUUUUCUGUGCAAUUUUGCUUUGUGCUUAGUUCUUCCUUUUUUUUUUUUUUUAUCCCAUUGCUUGGUGUCUUGAGAAACCUAGAGGUAUUACCACUACCCAAACUCCUGUUGUGUGAGAGUGUUAUUAUCAACGGCGGUCUCACAAAUAUCUCUGGGAUCCCUUUGUCAUUUUUAUUUAAUAUGACUACAUAUUUUAAGAUUUGAACUUAAAAUUCCAAUAUAAGCUUAUUCCAACCAGUUGAA
Molecule: messenger RNA, 890 nt
Organism: Prosopis cineraria
Lineage: Eukaryota; Viridiplantae; Streptophyta; Magnoliopsida; Fabales; Fabaceae
Exons: 2
Coding region: 210-593 (127 amino acids)
Source: RefSeq, a predicted model, not a curated record